Messenger RNA from Maniola jurtina (meadow brown), 4689 nucleotides. RefSeq lists its product as uncharacterized. Bases 400 to 3408 code for a protein of 1002 amino acids. The transcript has 8 exons. The record is from RefSeq and is a predicted model, not a curated record. Lineage: Eukaryota; Metazoa; Arthropoda; Insecta; Lepidoptera; Nymphalidae.
CUAAAAAGCACGCUUUAACACACGACUCCCACUCCUCUUCCAAGGUAUUGUCGAUACUGGCACGCGAGAAACAAUUAAAACGGUCAAUUAAAAGAAAACAUUGUCUAUGGUCGUUACGCGCGCGAUCUUAAAUUUCGAACGAAAUUUUUUCGGAAUGUGAUGUGUCUUCUUCAGUGAUAAACUUCGUGUCGGAUGAAAUUAGAUUUACUGUUUGGUACUUGAACGAAUUUCAGUUGUAUUAAUUAUUGUUAUGUUCUGAUUUUCGGAUUAACUCUAUUCUAUUUCGGAUUUUUGUCACCGCGGCGACUUCGAAUUUUAUUAUGUUUUCCCGGAUAACGAGUGGGAGCGCACCAACAUGCUAGCAAAUAUUGGGCCCAGGGCCCAUCGACGACAGAAGACAUGGUAACGUGUUACAACGAAGGAACGUCGCUUGGCGGCUUCCACCUCGGCCUCCACGAUGAGCACCGACCGCGCGCGCCCAGCGUGUCCUCCCUAUCACUCUACAAACAGAAGAUCGACGCGCUCUUCGACGACACACGCUCUAUCGCCAGCCUGCCUAAGUAUGGACCAAAGUCGGAUUCGGGAAGAAAAGAUAGUAAGGUUAGCAUAGCACCAGACAGUAAGGCGACGAUUAUGGAGGAUGAACAUGGAUACUGCCAAACUAAAAUCAAGAAGAUCAACAACACUGUACAAGACCGGAUAGAAAGGAUGUUCGCAGAUAUGGCGGGAGAGUCUAGACUCACGACUGACACCAUCGGAGUGCAUGUAUUUAAUGUUCACUACCUUGGGUCGACGCCAUUGCAAAGUAAAGUAUCGAGCCUCUCUGGCCUCCAAGAUCCCUUAAGAGAUUUAUACUUUGCUUACAAAAGAAACUUUCGCCAGAAAAGUAUGUUAACUGGUCGCUUAGAAAUUUCCAAAAGUGGUCUCAAAGUGAGGUACAAGGGAGAAAAGGGGGAUUUAGAACAGUUAAAUCCUUUUCCGACUAUAGCUGUCUGGUCUGCUGUUAAGUUUGUAGUUCAGCCUUUAGAAAAAGAUCAAAAUGAAUUAAGCUAUGCUUUUGUACCGUUAAUCACCGAUCCCGAUAAUAUCGAUCGACAUGCGCUAUUCAAAACUUUAGAUUCAUCAGAAAAAAAAUAUAUCCUCUCCCACAACGAAAAUUCGCAUUCACCUCUUUUCGCUGUAGUGAUGAGGAAAAUAGGUGUCGCAAAGCAACUUGAGUGCCAUGGGUUUGUAUGUCAGACAACCGAGGACGCUAUCGUUAUAGCGGCCACGCUAUACAAAUCGCUUAUGUCACAUAUGAGUCGGCAAGGCCAUAACGAAAGUAAAAAAUUGAAAAAUCGAAAUGGAGUGAGCUGUAUGAGUGUAUCGAGUAGUUUGCCGGCAAACGAUAUUCCAAUAAGACCUCCUCGGAAAAAACGCAGUACCUCUUCACAAAGCGGAGAUAGUGACAGAGCCGAUGGGUUUUCGGCGAGUGAAUCUUUUUGUGAAAAACCUAAAUUAGAAAGAACCAAAAAUUUUUCAGAUAUGCCCCACUUUUCAAGUCCAAACAUGACUAAUUCCGAAUUGAAAAGAAUAACUGUUGAAGAAGUGAGAGCUAAACUGGAUACAAUAAAACAUGAUACAAGUGGCAGUGAAACACAGGGAUCUAAAAAGUCCGUUAUUAAAGAUACCCUCAAUCCCGUCCAAGUUCUGCCAUCACAAAACCCUCAAAGCAGCACCGAAUCUUCCGUUCGAAGUAAAGUAUCUGAAAAAAUAGAAUUAUUCCGAGAGUUAGAAAGGCGGAAAAGUAUUCAAAGACCACCGAUAUUACCUCCUCCUGUGCCUGCUAAACCGACAUCACAGUCUCAAAGUGAGCAAACGAAGGAGCCAUUAAGAAGAAGUCAAAGUGGAAGAAAAUCCCUUAGUGAAUCCGGUGAUAUAUUGACUAAAGUCGCUAUCCCUCGUUCUGGUAGCUUUUUGAAUGCUGGAGGUCUUACCCGUUACAAAUCUAUUGGACAACGAAAUAAUGGAAAGAAAGGCGGCGGCUCGCCACUGGGGUUUAACGAACUAUUUAAUGAAUUCAAAGUCCAAGAAAACUUGCAUUCGAUGGAUGAAAUAUUAAAUGUUAUUAUAGAUCCAGAAGGCAUGUCUUUUAAUGAUUUGAAACCAAUUUACAAAGAAUUUUUAUUAAAACUGGCAGUUACGCUCACUAAAGAUGAAAUAUUUCAACAUAGUAAGGCGAUCAUGAAAAAGCAAAAGAAAAAGAUUUUACGACGAAACAGUUCAUUUCAGAAUAAAAGAAGAAAAAUAUUUAAAGGAGCAAGUGGACUCCGGAUGGUGUUCAGAUUACCAUUUGGAAAAGAAUUGAGAAAAAAAGAGAAAAAGAAGCAGCCGUCUCUUUUCGAGAUACAAAACGUGCAAACCAACGUUAUUGUAAAAGACCCCACUUGUGAAAGUUCAGUCUCGACAUCCAGUUACGACUUAAGGCAGUUCAGACCGAAAGAACCCGAAGUUCCUGCGCCGAAACGGCAAAUUAGGCAAAGAAAUUCUAAACGUUCUGAAAAAUCUGUUCAUGUCUCAAAAAGAAGCGGCAAAGCAUCGAGACCCGGAGAAAGAACGUCUACUUCUGAAGAUUCCGAUUUUUUAACUUUAAGCAAUCGGCUGGGAUGUCAGAACAGAAAUAGUUCGAGUGGGUACGUCUCCUGUUCGGAAUGUGAAUCGGAAAGCUGUGUUGAUAGAUGUUACUGCUCCUUGAAAGCGGAUUGCAAGCCGAAAUGUUGUUGUGCUGCGGAAAUCGGCAAAGACCCUGGAAAGACAAAAUUAUUAGGGAAAAGCUGUAAAGAAUGCUCAAAAGAAGUUUACGAUGGCGACUACAGUUAUUGCUCGUGCGAUUCGGAGAGUUGUGCUGACAGCAAUAAGUGCUACUGCACGGGGCCCCGGAGACCCAUACAGAGCUCGCAAAGCCUGGAAUACCUGAAAACUCCCUCGACUAAAACGUACUCCGAUAGACUUAAGCGGACUUAUGAAGAUUAUGAGGGGAAGACCAGGACCAGGUCGGGAGCAUCAAGCCGCCGGCGGGAGGAGCGGCGCCGCGCGAGGAGCUCCGACAGCCUCGCGCUCGACUACGAGCUGCUGCUGCAGAACAAGCCGCGGGACACACGAGCGCGUAACCUACAGCGUCUCACAGUUCGGAGCACCGGCGCUGUUUCACAAGACGCUCUGAGCGUGAAGAAGUCAGCAGAGAUGGCGGCCCUUUUUGCUGACGUGCGCCUGUCUCAGCGCACCGACGUGCGCUCGCUGGCCGGCGGGCGCAGGGCUAGGCCUCCACCCUUGGCGCCGCCGGGUGUUCCAUCCAUAUCAAAAAUAUUCGACCACCGCCCGCUUAGCAGGAAUGCUAGUUUAGAAGAUACGCUGGGAUACUUUCCUUAAUGACAUUAAGAAUUUUGUCAAGCUUUAAACCUCGUUAGUAUGAUGUAAGAUGUCUAAAAAUAAAUACCGCUGCUAUUACAUAUUUAGAUACGAUUAAAUAUGAGGUUAACUUAAACAUUACAGAUGGUGCAGUCGUAAAGAUAAUUUGUGAUUAAAAAGUGUGAAAAGUAAAGCCCGUAUGGCAUAAAGCGGCUUUUGAUGAUCGAAAUAUUUAAUAAUAGCGGUUUUUAUUUUAAGACUAUAACAAAGCAUAAUACUGUGCCGCGUGCUUUUCAAUAGACAGACUUGCGGCACGGGUAUUGAAAAAUUUCAGCGUACUCCACUGUACUCCCGCCUCUCAGAGCCUAUGCACUCGACCGCGUUUUAAAUUUUCAAUAAAAAUAAACGAGCUGAAUUGAGAGCCACCUCUUUUUUUGGAAGUCGGUAAAAAAGGACGUGUACUUAUUUUUUUAUUUCGGAUUUGAGUAGCAACAGUGUACACGAUCGAACACACAACUACAAAAAUUUGACGAUACAAAAAUAAAUAAAAAUGUAUUCUUUUAUAUUAGGAAAUAGUUGGGAUGAUUUUUUUAAAUAAUUAUCACAAUUGUCUAUAAUAUAAGUAGAUAUAUUACGUUUUUAUUUAUUUUUGUCUAUCCAAAUCAAAACUGAGUUUAGUCAGACUUUAAUUUAUUACUAGUUUAGUAAUUUCUAAUUUAUCUAUGAAAUUACUCAGUUUGAUAAAUACUCAAGUAUCUCAUCAAGUAUACCACCUUAUUUGUUAAACAAUAAGGAUAUGAUUAGGUAUAUAACACUCAAAAUUACUUAAUAUUAAACCAUGUAUGUAGUUAUUUAUUUCAUAGAAAUAACCUUUAUGCAUAGGUUAGGCUUUAUUGAGUCUUUAACUUAAGUUUAUUCUUUUAAGAUUUAUUUGGUUUUAUAUUUUCGAUAUUAACACGAAACGAUUAGCAUUGUAACUGUAGGGCUUUAAAUAUUGAUAUGACGAGAUAUUAGAUAUACCUACCCAUAAGUAGCUUAUGAAUGCAAUAAUAACUAUUAACGCAAUAUUAAUUUAAUAAGCUCAGUCAUUAUGAUUUUGCUCAUGCGGUUACGUAAUAAUAAUUAAGUAAUUUUUCAGUCGAUAACUUGAUUUAAUUUGUUUUCGAAAUUAUAAUUCUCUUUUUUAAAUUAAAAAUUUAUUUUAGCUCACCUAAAAUAUAGUUAAAUUGAUUCCUUUGAACACAUUUGUGCAAUGUUCGUGCAAUAUUCUUUAGGCAAAACUAGUGCAAUAUAAAUUGUAAA